This is a messenger RNA of Neoarthrinium moseri, 498 nucleotides long. RefSeq lists its product as uncharacterized. NCBI's taxonomy places the organism in Eukaryota, Fungi, Ascomycota, Sordariomycetes, Amphisphaeriales, Apiosporaceae. The record is from RefSeq and is a predicted model, not a curated record. Bases 1 to 498 code for a protein of 165 amino acids. The transcript is spliced from 2 exons.
AUGGCCUACCAACCUCAACAGCCGAUGCAGCCAAUGUUCCAGCAAGACAAUGGUGGUGAAUGGAAGAACAGUCUUUGCGACUGUUCGCCAUGCGACAGCUGUAUGAUCAGCUUCUGCGUGCCAUGCAUUCUCGUUGGCCGAACGACCGAGCGGCUCCGUGACCCUACGAUGCAAACUGCCGAGAGCAUGAAUAAUGAUUGCUUGAUUCACGGUGGUCUCUGCUUUUUCACUGGAUGCCACUGGAUCUACACCAUGCUCAAGCGUGGUGAAAUUCGAGAGAGGUUCGGCAUCCCAGGUAGUGGUUUUGGCGACUGCUGCGUUACCUACUGGUGCCACUGCUGUGCGGUCAUCCAGCAGGACAACGAGGUCAAGACCCGUAUGCGGCCUACCGGCCCUAUCGAUCAGCAAUACCAGCCGCUACAGCAGGGCAUGGUCAUGCCCCAGGGUCCGCCGCCGGCGCACGCACCCCCUCAGAAGGAGGGAUACACCCACCAAUAG